This is a messenger RNA of Caenorhabditis sp. 36 PRJEB53466, 2299 nucleotides long. The record is from the annotation of a GenBank genome assembly. Lineage: Eukaryota; Metazoa; Nematoda; Chromadorea; Rhabditida; Rhabditidae.
AUGAAUGCGUACGUGGCGGAGAUUGGAGAGAUUGUGAGAGCACAACGGAGAGACGAAGAGUUUAUCGACGAAAUCGCACAGAGAUUGAGCAAAGUUAGCAAAGAGCUUCUCGGCCAGCGCACGUGGAUUCGCUGGUUUCCGUACUUGAAGACCGUCGCGUCGACUCUCUAUUACACGAGUACCGUAGUCGUCGGUAAUAGCUUUUUUUCGCUGCGAGACCCAAUUCAAUGCAUUCAGGAAAUCAAACGCUCGGCGAGGAAUACGUGCAUUUGUUCGAAUCGGACGGACUGCGAAGAGUCGUUCCCUCGGUUCCUUCGAGAGUUUCAUUCGUUCUUCUCCAUUCCAUUUUCCCACUUCUCUCCAAUUAUCUGGUGCAGGUGGGAAGUGCGUUCCACUGAGAAUUUUGCAUACUAAUGUUUUCAGAAAGCCGAAUCGAAGCUCACGCAUCCGUCUACAGAUCGUUUCUUCGGUAUUCCCAUUCGCGAAAAUCGGAAGGCCCGUCAAUCGUUCCUCGAUCUCUUUUUCUGGCUCCGAACCACUCUUUUCCCGCAGCUCCAGAGAGCCCACAUUGCUCUGUUUUACAUCACCGGCGCCUACUACAGUAUCUCCCGCAGAAUCACCGGAAUUCGAUUCAUUUCGGCCAGUGCCAACACGGACAUUCCGGUAAGAGUUUCCGAAAACAUUUUGAAGAUUUUGUUGAGUUCAGGCCUUGAAAGUGUACCGUUUCUUGGGUUACAUCACACUGAUUCAAUUGGUAAUCAGUGCCGGAUUAGCCGUUUUUUCGUUUUUGGAACAGGAGAAAGAGAAAGCGAAAGCGAACAAAGAGGAGCAGAAAAACAAGACGAAUUCAGAGAGAUCGGAAGAAGAUCUUGACGUGCAUUCGGUUGGUUUCCCUUUCCCUCUCCUCCAGCCAUGACGCAAUUUCAGCUGUCUCACUCGUGGUUCCAGUGCUCGAUUUGUCUUGAGCACAAAGAUCCUUCUGCCCUUUUCUGCGGCCACCUCUUCUGCUGGGCCUGCAUUCAGGAGCACGCCGUUUCCGCGACCGCCACGUCAUCCGCCCGUUGUCCGCAGUGCCGUCUCGAGUUCCAGCCACGUGACGUCACCCCUCUCCUCAAUUUGUGAUCGAAAUCAUGCCCUUUACAACUCUUCAUCUCUUAAAAAACGCGUCAAAAAUAGUGAGAUUAAUGAGAAGAGUCAUUCAUCUCUUAAUGUUUUCAGCAAAAUCCACGUCUUCUUUCAACUGCUCCCACUCAUCCGACGAUCUAUUUCACUGGCAUUCAACCCACGGGUAUUCCGCAUCUCGGCAACUUUUUCGGGUCAAUCGAGCCAUGGACAGAACUACAAAGUACGGUAGAUAGGGAGACUCCGAUGAUGCUCUCGGUUGUGGAUCAACAUGCGAUUUCAUUGGGACCUCUUCCGGCUGAACAGGUAUACGCAAGGAUCCGCUGACCGUCGCCUGAAACCCCUCCGCUUUCAGCUCCGCCGAAACACGCGUCAAAUGGCAGCGAGUCUGAUCGCGUGCGGAGUCGAUCCCCAACGAACGCUCCUAUUCCGACAGUCCGACGUUCCCCACAUCGCCCAGCUUUCGUGGAUCCUGGGAGCACUGCAGACCACUUCGAAACUGGCGCGACUUCCGCAGUUCAAGGAGAAGCAGGAGAGAUUCAAAAAGGGAGACAUUCCGGUCGGACUGCUCACUUAUCCGCUGCUCCAGGCCGCCGACGUUCUCACUUUCAAAGCGACGACGGUGCCAGUUGGAGAGGAUCAGAGCCAGCACAUGAACCUGCUCGGAGGACUCGCCUACGCGUUCAACAAGACCUACAACACGGACAUUUUCCCGAUUCCAAAGCAGUUGACAAGAGAGAAGAACGCGAGAAUCAGGUCUUUGAGAGAACCGGAAAAGAAGAUGAGCAAGUCGUCCGGAGGGCCGAGGAGCAGGAUCGAAAUCACCGAUUCUCGCGACGUCAUCUUCGAUAAAUGCCAGAAAGCGCAGAGCGACAACGCUGGGAAAGUGACCUACGACAAGGAGAACCGGUUGGCAGUCUCGAAUCUUCUGGAUCUCUACUCGGCUAUCACCAAAACUCCAUUCUCUGAAAUCAGAUUCUCCGAAUGGACGACACUUGAACUGAAGCAGAAUCUGGCAGAAGCCGUCGACCGCCGAUUGGCUCCCAUUCGAGAGAAGUUCGAAGAGCUGGAAAAGAGCGACGCAGUGGAUAAAGUGUUGCUGGAAAACGGAGAAGCAGCGAGAGAAAUCGCAGAGAAGAAUCUGAAAGAGAUCCGCAGAGUCGUCGGAUUUCUGUGA